Globicephala melas (long-finned pilot whale) is the source of this 940-nucleotide messenger RNA. RefSeq names its product peroxiredoxin 6 (gene PRDX6). Gene Ontology annotation, biological process: cell redox homeostasis; cellular oxidant detoxification. The record is from RefSeq and is a predicted model, not a curated record. Gene Ontology annotation, cellular component: cytosol; mitochondrion. Gene Ontology annotation, molecular function: peroxiredoxin activity. NCBI's taxonomy places the organism in Eukaryota, Metazoa, Chordata, Mammalia, Artiodactyla, Delphinidae.
AUUCCGCCUCCCAGCACACACGCCGGAACCAGCCAGCUGGUGGUUGUCGCCGUUGCGCCUAGUCCUCCUUCCGUGUCAUCGCUGCCGCCAUGCCCGGAGGGCUCCUUCUCGGGGACAAGGCUCCCAACUUCGAGGCCAAUACUACCAUCGGCCGCAUCCGUUUCCACGACUAUCUGGGAGACUCAUGGGGCAUUCUCUUCUCCCACCCUCGGGACUUUACCCCAGUGUGUACCACGGAGCUUGGCAGAGCAGCAAAGCUGGCACCAGAAUUUGCCAAGAGGAACGUUAAGAUGAUUGCCCUUUCAAUAGACAGUGUUGAAGACCAUCUUGCCUGGAGCAAGGAUAUCAAUGCUUACAAUGGUGAUGAGCCCACAGAAAAGUUACCUUUUCCCAUCAUUGAUGAUAAGAAUCGGGACCUUGCCAUCCAGCUGGGCAUGCUGGACCCAGCAGAGAAGGACGAAAAGGGCAUGCCCGUAACAGCUCGUGUGGUAUUUGUUUUUGGUCCUGAUAAGAAGCUAAAACUGUCCAUCCUCUACCCGGCUACCACUGGCAGGAACUUUGAUGAGAUUCUCCGAGUAAUUAUCUCUCUGCAGCUGACAGCAGAAAAGAGGGUUGCCACCCCAGUUGAUUGGAAGAAUGGAGACAGCGUGAUGGUCCUUCCAACCAUCCCUGAAGAGGAAGCCAAAAAAAUUUUCCCUAAAGGAGUCUUCACCAAAGAGCUCCCAUCUGGCAAGAAAUACCUCCGCUACACCCCCCAGCCAUAGGCUGGCUCUCCACAGAGUUGGUGCUGGAGCUGCUCACUGAGCACCGUGAGCCAGAGGAUGCCAGCUGCCCAUCAUGUUUUCCUGCAGCAGUACCAUAAAAACAUCCUGGUGUGAUCAUAGCCAAGGUCUUUAGGUUGCUAUACUACUGGCUUAUUAAAUGAAAAUGGCACUACAAA